Scylla paramamosain (green mud crab) is the source of this 2776-nucleotide messenger RNA. RefSeq names its product phenoloxidase 3-like. NCBI's taxonomy places the organism in Eukaryota, Metazoa, Arthropoda, Malacostraca, Decapoda, Portunidae. The record is from RefSeq and is a predicted model, not a curated record. The coding region runs from base 85 to 2262 and encodes 725 amino acids. Gene Ontology annotation, molecular function: oxidoreductase activity. The transcript has 16 exons.
AUAACCUUGAUGAGAGUCGAUCGCGUUCCACAUACGAUCCUUUGCUUCUGAAUCAGUGGCGUUCGAGGUGAUGAGGACUCCACCAUGACCUGCGUGCGUCAGUCCUUCCCAGCGCUCACCUUGGUGGACGUACGCGAAGAGCCCCAUCUCAGCCACACCACCAAGCACCUGUUGGUCACCAUGGACAGUGAACAGAAGCAAGUGUUGGACAUGCUCGAGCGACCCUUCCGGCUGCCGACUCAAGGAAAGAGACAACCUCGAAAUGGGAAAGCCGCGGAUGUGGAUGUGAACCUGUUCAGUACGCUAGAAAAGAGAAUAUCGGAGGAUCAUCCUAUCGUGUUUGAAGUGGGUACCCGUGUGGUAGGAAGUGAGCCGCCACCUCAGCGGUUGCCCCUUGCUCGCUCCAUUCCCAGAGGCACCAUCUUCUCUAUCUUCGUCGAGAGCCAUCGUCUGGCCGCCAAGGAACUCUGCGACUACUUCAUAGAGGCAAGCAGUGUGAAGGAGCUCGGGCAGAGGGUGGAGGAGGUGCGGGGAUUUGUCAACGAGAAGCUUUUCAUCUUUGCCCUAUCCUUUGUAAUCAUCAGGAAGCCAGAGAUGAGACAUUUGCACCUACCUAGCAUUGUGGAGAUCUUCCCAAGCAUGUUCGUGCCAGUCACCACCGUGUCAGAGAUGGAACAGGAGGCCAAGAAAUCCAUCCCUGACCAAGAGAUAGUAGUAACAGAAUAUGGACCAGAGUUCUCCAGCACUCACCUCAAGCCUGAGCACCGAGUAGCUUACUGGCGUGAGGACUUUGGCAUUAAUUCCCACCACUGGCACUGGCAUCUUGUCUACCCUGUGGGGCUUGGUGUGACAAGAGACCGCAAGGGGGAGCUGUUCUUCUACAUGCACCAACAAAUGCUUGCUCGUUACGACAUGGAUCGCCUGAGUGUCGGUCUCAACAGAGUGCAGAAACUGAGCAACUGGCGCAUCCCCAUUCCUGAUGGCUAUUUCCCCAAGCUGACCAUCAACAACGCUGGCCAGACAUGGGGUUCCCGGCAGGACAACACGUUAAUGCAGGACUCCAGCCGUGAUGAUGUGAGGUCUCAGGUCUCUGACCUGGAGCAGUGGCACAGCAGGAUCAUGGAUGCUAUUCAUCAGGGCUAUCUUCUUGAUCGUGAGGGUAACCGAAUAAAGCUCACAGACACUAUCAAGCCACCUGAGAAGCGUGGGAUUGACCUCCUCAGUGAUGCAGUGGAGGCAGACGGCACUCUCAGCCUCAACUAUUCCUUCUAUGGCAGCCUGCACAAUGUGGGGCACAUGAUCAUUGCAGCUGCCCAUGACCCAGACAAUUUACAUCAGGAGAACCUUGGAGUUAUGUCAGAAACGGCCACAGCCAUGAGGGACCCUGUGUUCUACCGCUGGCACAAGUACAUUGACGACAUCUUCCAGGAGUACAAGCUCACUCAGCCACCCUACACCACUGAGGAACUGUCCCUCUCAUCAGUUGAGGUGGUGUCAGUGGCUGUAGAGAGCCAGGGUCAGAAGAACCAGUUGUUCACUGGCUGGAGCACUCAGGACUUUGAGGCGAGUCGUGGACUGGACUUCAAUGCUGAUAAGCCAGUGAUGAUGCGACUCCCCCAUCUCAACCACCAUCCCUUCAUCUACAGCAUCAAGGUGGUCAACAGCGGCAGUUUACCAAAGGAAGUGACAGUGAGGAUCUUCAUGGCGCCCAAACUUAAUGAAAGAGGAGUGGAGAUGAACUUCAUGGAACAGCGUCUCCUAUGGGUUGAGAUGGACCGCUUUACCCACAACUUGAAAUCUGGCACAAACCACAUUCAGCGGUCAUCCACCUCCUCAUCCAUCACAAACUCAAAUGAAUUUACCUUCCGUGACUUGGAGAAACAGCGAAACCCAGAUAACCCAGUUGCUCCUGAAAACACCCUCUUUAACUUCUGUGGGUGUGGCUGGCCCCAACAUAUGCUGCUGCCACGUGGGAAGCAGGAGGGAAUGCCCUUUGAGCUCUUUGUGAUGGUCACUGAUUGGAGUCAGGAUAAGGUAGCACAGCCAGAUGGUGCCCGUUCCUGUUCUGCUGCUGCAUCAUUCUGUGGCAUUCUGGAUGCCCUCUACCCUGAUGCCCGACCCAUGGGUUUCCCCUUCGACCGCCGUCCCAUGCCCAUGCUACUCAACAAGCCUGUGGGAAGGGCCUCAGAUCUGACACGCCUCAGCAACAUAGCCAUGCAAGAUAUCACCAUCACCUUCACCAAUGCUCAGAUCACCCAGUAAAGUGGGUGGAGUGGUGGCCUGUUGACUCUCACAGGUCCUGGAUGAUGUGGUGUUGAGUGUUGGGCCUGCACUUCACCUCUCUGCAAACAUGACAGGUAUAUAGUCUUAAAGAAGUACUUGAGGAUCUAAAGAGAGCUGUGUUAGGAGUUUCAGGGGCAAUGCAGGAAAUGGUGUGGGCAAAACAUUAAUGAUGGUAAUGACAUAAUAAUGGUUUGAAGUACAUUUUCUGCAAGCUUUCCCUACUAGUAUGUGAAGUUUCUUUCUGAACUCCAUACAGCAAGCCUGUAGCAGGACAGAAAGAUUCUUUUAAUUGUUGAAAUAUUAGUAAUGGCUGAAAUAAGUGAUUUUUACUAUAAAAGGAAUAUUUAAACCCACCAAUACAAGUUGGUCUGGUUCAGGUGCUGAGUCAGUAAAUGUGAGUUGAUCUCUCUAUACAUAACCAUAAAAACUGCAGCAACCUACAUUUUAUGUUUACAAACUUGUUGUUAAAAGUUCAAUAAAAACAUUUCCUAAU